AUGUCAAGUGUUGUACAAGAAAAGAAUAUUAAAUUAGGAAUCACACUCUAUCAGCAGAAGAAGUUUAACGAGGCCGAAAAGUUAUUUCGGCAAACCUUAGCUGAGGCGGAAAGCACAUGUGCACUGGACAAUGCAGAUACGCUUAAGACAAGGUAUUGGCUAGGGAGUGCACUUUACGAGCAGGAGAAGUACAUUGAAGCCGAGGAAGUACUCCAGCAAGCAGUACACGAGCAUGAAAGAAUUCUUGGACCAGACAAUUUGGGCACGCUUGAAUCACAGUACUGGCUUGGGAGUACUCUCUUCGAGCAGAAAAAGUACGAUGAAGCUGAGAAUGUGUUUCAACAAAACGCGCAUAGAUACGGGAGAAGCUUUGGACCAGACUAUAUAGGCACGCGCCAAACAAACCACUGGUUGGGAAUUACGCUCUACGAGCAGAAAAAGUACGAGAAAGCUGAAGAAGUGUUCCGAAAAGCAGUGCAUCAAGAUGAGAAAGGCUUUGGACCGGAUUAUCUGGGCACUCUUGCUGCAAAGCACUGGCUGGGAAUUACGCUUCACGAGCAGCAGAAGUAUAGUGAAGCGGAGGAGGUGCUCCGACAGAUAGUGCCUAGGCACGAGAGAAUAUUAGGACCAGACGAUCCAGCUACGCUUGAUACAAACUAUUGGCUGGGAAAGGCGCUUUAUAAGCAAAAGAAGUACAGCGAAGCUGAAGGGGUGCUCUGCCAGGUAUUACAUGGCCAAGAGAGAACUUUCGGAAAAGAUGAUAGAAAGACACUU
This is a messenger RNA of Lindgomyces ingoldianus, 774 nucleotides long. Its product is annotated as TPR-like protein. Gene Ontology annotation, molecular function: protein binding. The transcript has a single exon. The annotation marks the transcript as partial. The record is from RefSeq and is a predicted model, not a curated record. NCBI's taxonomy places the organism in Eukaryota, Fungi, Ascomycota, Dothideomycetes, Pleosporales, Lindgomycetaceae.